AUGCAGUUUACUCAGAUUUCCCUGGCUUCGGCUGUGUUCUUCCUCGGUACCAUGACCGUCGUCAAAGGCGUCGCGCUCGCUGUGCCCGACUCUGACCAACCGACCUCGCCUCAACCCAAACCACCUGCGGGCCCGGACCCGAACUUCGUUUGGACGCCCCCUGAGUUCCCGGAGGACAAGCCCGAGGACGGGUACUGCAAAUAUACGGAGUGCGACGUAAACGGCGCAUACGAGACGUGGCUUACGCAGGAAGUCUGCAUCAAUUCCGGAUUCAAUUACCAGUUGGAAGGCCAUUGCUGGAACAACGCCGGGAGCUACAUCGACUUUGACUUGUUCACAAGGAACUGUCAAGCCUAUGCAAGAAUGGGUUGGACCGAACCAACGCAGCUCGGUAAAUACCAUAGGUGGUACGACAGAAAGCACUAUGCCAGCGAAGGUGUCUCAGCAUUUUGUUUUCACUACUAA
Molecule: messenger RNA, 465 nt
Organism: Zymoseptoria tritici IPO323
Lineage: Eukaryota; Fungi; Ascomycota; Dothideomycetes; Mycosphaerellales; Mycosphaerellaceae
Exons: 3
Coding region: 1-465 (154 amino acids)
Source: RefSeq, a predicted model, not a curated record